GUUGGAAAAUGCCUUAUCCAUAACCAAAGAGGGCAAAUGGGUAAUUUAGAAUAUAGUUUUUUGGUUUUGGACCAAAACCAGGGGUCGUACAACCGCCAGUUUCAACAAAAUAUUGGGGGCGGCCUCUCAAUCCUCCCUUAACAAUCUGUAUUUUCAAAACCCCACCCCCACCAUUUACUUCAUUGGUUUUCCCUUUUUUUAUUUUUUGAAUUUUCAAAAACUGUUUUUAUAUUUAGACCAACUUACUUUCCUGUUUUAUAUAGCCCCUGGUUUUGCUCUCUUUUCUUCCCCUACCUUUAUAUAGUAACAGAUCUGUUUCUUCUUUCAUCUCUACUGUAUCGUUACUUCUUUUUCUCUCUGCUCUACAUAUAUAUCAACCCACAUACAUAUAUAUAGCGCUUAUUUUCAUAUAACUUUUACGUAUCACAGAGACUUUCUUCUUCUUCUUCUUCUUUUCAACGUGAUCGUUUCCAUAAUCUUUUUUUUUCUGAUCAGCUUUUUUGACUUGGUUUUGUUUCUAUACAUAUUUUACAAAAUUGUAAUUUGGAUGAAAAUGGAUGAUGGUUUUGGAUUGGUGGAGACGGAGGGGAAUAAUAAUAAUAAGGACGUGGUUGUUGUUAGGCAUGGUCCGCAUAGACAUAUGGGUCGGGUUGGAUACGUGAAGAGGGUAAUCGGGAAGCGAAAAUGCAGACGUGUUAGAGUUAAAAAGACGACUUCGCCCCCGGAGGUUUCAAUGGUUCUUCAGCAGCUGUUUUUGUCUUGCCGACAAGUUUUCCAUGGCCCUGGAAGUGUUCCUUUGCCCGCUGAUGUGCAAAACCUAUGUACUAUUCUUGAUAUUAUGCAGCCAGAAGAUGUAGGGUUAUGUCGGGAUCUGCAAUUCUUUAACCCAGAAAUUCAACAUCUCAAAGGGACUCCUAGAGUCACUUACACUACCAUUUACAAGUGCCAUAAUUUUUCGUUGUGUAUCUUCUUCAUUCCUGCAAAUGGCGUGAUUCCUCUACACAACCAUCCAGGAAUGACUGUGUUUAGCAAACUUCUUAUGGGAAAGAUGCACAUCAAAUCUUAUGAUUGGGUUGAUCCUCCUACCAUCGCCAAUUCAAAUCAACAUCAUCACUCUCUCACACCGAUCUCCCAAUUGAGAUUGGCAAAGUUGAAAGCUGAUAGUGUGUUUACUGCUCCUUGUGAUACGUCUGUAUUAUACCCAACAAGUGGAGGGAAUAUCCAUGCCUUUACAUCUAUAACCCCUUGCGCAGUGCUUGAUGUAAUGGGACCUCCUUAUUCUUCAGAAGAUGGUCGAGACUGUUCCUAUUACAAAGAUCAUCCUUAUGCUUCAUUUUCAAAUGGAGAGAUAGGAGGACAAGUGAGUAAGGAGGAGGGAGAAGAUUGUUAUGCAUGGUUGGAAGAGAUUGAGAUGCCUGAGAAUUCACACAUGGAUGGAAUUGAAUAUUUGGGUCCACAAGUUAUGGACAUGUAAUUGUUAAUUAGUUCCCCUAGCACAUAAACAUAAAUGUCCUUUACAAAGGUUGUUUCUUUUAUUUUUAUUUCACACACAGCUUUUUGUCCUUUUUAUACAAAUUUCUUGUUGUAGAUGUUUACUUUAUUAAUCAAUUCAAUAUUUCAGUAAAAAUAAAACAAAUUAUCUGA
This is a messenger RNA of Ziziphus jujuba (common jujube), 1644 nucleotides long. RefSeq names its product plant cysteine oxidase 2. The coding region runs from base 548 to 1474 and encodes 308 amino acids. NCBI's taxonomy places the organism in Eukaryota, Viridiplantae, Streptophyta, Magnoliopsida, Rosales, Rhamnaceae. The record is from RefSeq and is a predicted model, not a curated record. The transcript is spliced from 5 exons. Gene Ontology annotation, molecular function: oxidoreductase activity, acting on single donors with incorporation of molecular oxygen, incorporation of two atoms of oxygen.